Molecule: messenger RNA, 339 nt
Organism: Aureobasidium musti
Lineage: Eukaryota; Fungi; Ascomycota; Dothideomycetes; Dothideales; Saccotheciaceae
Source: the annotation of a GenBank genome assembly
AUGAGACUCUGCUUCAAUUACUUCUUCGCCUUUUUCUUGGCUGUCAUCGUCCUCGCUACGGACAAUGGCUUAACCACUCAAGUCACAUGGGACCCCUACAGUCUUAUGGUCAACGGAAAGCGGUUGUUCUUGUUCUCUGGCGAGUUUGCUUAUGAGCGAAUGCCUGUGCCAGAGCUGUGGUCCGACAUNUUUCAAAAGCUUAGAGCAAAUGGAUUCAAUGCAGUCAGCUUGUAUUUCUUCUGGUCCUACCAUUCUGCCUCUCGCGACGUCUUUGACUUCAAAUCCGGUGGCAAGGAUAUCCAGAGAGUCAUAGAUGCUGCUGCGGAGGCUGGUCUGUAG